Mustela erminea (ermine) is the source of this 974-nucleotide messenger RNA. It is a transcript of the gene ASCL1, whose product is annotated as achaete-scute family bHLH transcription factor 1. Lineage: Eukaryota; Metazoa; Chordata; Mammalia; Carnivora; Mustelidae. Gene Ontology annotation, biological process: developmental process; regulation of transcription by RNA polymerase II. The record is from RefSeq and is a predicted model, not a curated record. The transcript has 2 exons. Gene Ontology annotation, molecular function: protein dimerization activity; RNA polymerase II transcription regulatory region sequence-specific DNA binding; DNA-binding transcription factor activity, RNA polymerase II-specific. The coding region runs from base 150 to 860 and encodes 236 amino acids.
UUUUUAAACUUCCCUCCGGCCUCCCUCUUCCUCUCUCCCCUUCUUUCCCUCUCUGUUCGUGCACCCAAGUCCUGUCUGCGUCGCCUCGCGCGUCCGCACCUCGCGUCCCCGCUUGCUCCCAUUCCGCGACUCCUUGGCGGCCGCUGCGCAUGGAGAGCUCUGCCAAGAUGGAGAGCGGCGGCGCCGGCCAGCAGCCCCAGCCGCAGCCCCAGCAGCCCUUCCUGCCGCCCGCAGCCUGCUUCUUUGCCACGGCAGCGGCGGCGGCGGCGGCGGCAGCGGCGGCGGCGGCGCAGAGCGCGCAGCAGCAGCAGCAGCAGCAGCAGCAGCAGCAACCCGCGCCGCAUCUGAGCCCGGCGGCCGACGGCCAGCCCUCAGGGGGCGGUCACAAGUCAGCGUCCAAGCAAGUCAAGCGACAGCGCUCGUCCUCGCCCGAACUGAUGCGCUGCAAACGCCGGCUCAACUUCAGCGGCUUCGGCUACAGCCUGCCGCAGCAGCAGCCGGCCGCCGUGGCGCGCCGCAACGAGCGCGAGCGCAACCGCGUCAAGCUGGUCAACCUGGGCUUUGCCACCCUUCGGGAACACGUCCCCAACGGCGCCGCCAACAAGAAGAUGAGCAAGGUGGAGACGCUGCGCUCCGCGGUCGAGUACAUACGCGCACUGCAGCAGCUGCUGGACGAGCACGACGCGGUGAGCGCCGCCUUCCAGGCUGGCGUCCUGUCGCCCACCAUCUCCCCCAACUACUCCAACGACUUGAACUCCAUGGCCGGCUCGCCGGUCUCCUCCUACUCGUCAGACGAGGGCUCUUACGACCCACUCAGCCCCGAGGAACAAGAGCUGCUCGACUUCACCAACUGGUUCUGAGGGGCUCGGCCUGGUCAGGCCCUGAUGCGAACGGACUUUGGAAGCAGUUAUAGGGUGACCGCACAACCUGCAUCUUUAGUGCUUUGUCAGCGAUGUUGAAGGGAGAAAAAAGGA